AUGUGCAAUCUUACUCAUUUCCAGGCUUUUUCUUCUCGAUGCGUCGAGGUUCCAACGGCUGGACGGGAACUGGCCUCCACAGGCGAUGACUGGGUCACUGUGAGUGUAAGCCUACCAAAGGGUCACGCUUAUCUCAUAUGGUUUAUGUAUCCGGAUCUUUUUAGCUGGAGUAGCAACGCAGAUAUGAAGCGCAUCUACUUGAAGAAGAUUGUUAUACACGGCGAAGUCCCAGGCGAUGGUUGCUUUCCCUGCCCUUCAGGCACCUACAGUAACAGAAACGGUUCGGCCGCUUGUCAGAAAUGUCCUAGGAAUACCUUUUCUGUUUCUGGCUCAACCACUUGUACGAACUGCUCUUCCAACGAAUAUUCUGGCAAGUUAAUAAGGCUAUUUGCUAGCAUGAAUAUCAAAGUGAAGUAA
Molecule: messenger RNA, 417 nt
Organism: Protopolystoma xenopodis
Lineage: Eukaryota; Metazoa; Platyhelminthes; Monogenea; Polystomatidea; Polystomatidae
Source: the annotation of a GenBank genome assembly